Messenger RNA from Notolabrus celidotus (New Zealand spotty), 6947 nucleotides. RefSeq names its product Rap guanine nucleotide exchange factor (GEF) 5a (gene rapgef5a). The record is from RefSeq and is a predicted model, not a curated record. The transcript has 26 exons. Gene Ontology annotation, molecular function: guanyl-nucleotide exchange factor activity. Lineage: Eukaryota; Metazoa; Chordata; Actinopteri; Labriformes; Labridae. Gene Ontology annotation, cellular component: plasma membrane. Gene Ontology annotation, biological process: positive regulation of GTPase activity; Ras protein signal transduction. Bases 298 to 2985 code for a protein of 895 amino acids.
CCCCCCAACACGCCGCACACCCCCACACACACAUCAACCUGGCAAUACAGAGGAGUAGGACGCUCGAGCCAUUGGGUGGAGCAGCAGCGUCGCGUGCUGCGGAAUACAUUGAGUAGGUCGUUAACGCUGCGCGCGCUUUGGUUGCAAAUGCAGGUCGCUGAGUGUGAGCGCGAGGCGGGGGGAAAUGGCGUACAGGCGCGGGCGGCGGUGCGCCUUGUUGUGAGGAUACAGUGAAGACCCCCGAGCUCGAGCGGACGCAGGCGGGCAGCUCGAGGACACACAGGAGGAAGACGAACCAUGGAGGACUCUGAGCCCGCAGAGGACGGCUUGCUCGCAGGUUUGCGAUGGAACCGGAGCGCACGAGACCAGGCUCAGCUCAAACACAAAAUCCGGGAUCUGCCAGGACUACUCAAGCACGGGCUGCACCUGCGGAAGAAGAGCCAAUCACCUGACACCAUUCCUGGACCGAGCACUGGACCUACGGUAAACAAGUCUUGUUCCCAGAGUUUCCCAUGUGCUGGUCGAACUGUGAGGAACGCCUUCCUCUCCCACGGCCCGUACCCAGCCAAGGACAAGAUACACCUGGCCAGAAUCAUACGGCGUAGCUAUGUUGGGGUGGAGCUGGUGCAGUGGCUGUGUGAGCAGUGUGUGUAUGUGCGCUGUCGGACCACCGCUGUGCGCGUCUGGCAGGUGCUGCUGGAGCUGGGAGUCCUGCUGUCUGUGGACCAGCGGGUGGUGUUCUCUGACUCAAACUCAUAUUACCAGUUCAGCUUCGAGGAGUGUGACUCUGCCUCCUGUGAGUUUCGCUCCAAUGAAGGGGAUUGGCCAGAGGCAGUUAGGCUCCUCCUACAACUCGCCCCGUAUGUCCAGUUCCGCUCUGGAGGCAGAUCCAACAGCCCGUCAGAGGAGGACUCUGAAGGCAACAGGGACAUCUGCAGUGAGAUUCUCCAGAUGAAAGCUCUCGAGAGGCUCACCUCUACGGUACAAAGUGAGUUGGCGGCAGCUCUGGCCCGCAAGACUCGGAAAGCUUUAUCAGAGCAGGACUCUGAGACCACAGCGACAAGCCCACAGGAGCCUCGCACACCAAGCGAGGAGAGCAGCCCGCUGGGCGGGGUGUGUGCACUGCGGGACGGCGGCGGCAGUGUUGGCAGUGGCGGCGGUGGGAUGGGGACGGGGUGCGGACGCGAGGACCUGACCAGCCGGCUUGGGUUGGAGGCCGUUCAGAGGCUGGCGAAGGACGGCUGUCGAAUCCUGCAGAACCACAACUACAGGCUGCCCGACAGGAACCAGGCAGAGGCAGUGGGAAGGGUUUGUCUGAAGGAAAGAGGAAGAGACGUGCUGGUGUUGCGGAGAGUGACAUCAUCAGUGACGUCACCAUCUGACCGGCCCUCGCCCACAUCGUCGGGGGGUGGGUCAAGAGAGGAGGAUUGUGACAAGAGGUAUGUGGUCGUGUCGGGGACACCCCUCAAGAUCUUGGAGCACCUGCUAAGUGACCUGCGGUUGGAUGACCAAAGAGGGGCGCCAGAGAGCAGGGAGAGUGAAAUGCUGCUGGACGACUUCCUGUUGACGUACCUGGUGUUCAUGUCCACCAGUGACCUCUGCCAGGCUCUGCUGGGACAUUAUAGCAGUGCUCGCUGCAGGGGCCAGGAGGAGGGCAAAGACGCCCUCUUCAGGAAGCGCAAGGUACUGCAGCUGGUCUCCCACUGGAGUCGACUCUACAAGGACUUCCUCAAGGAAGAAGAGCACGUUCGGAGCUUCAUGAAGACUCUGUACAGGUGUGUUUUAGAAGACCUGUAUGAGUUCCCCACGCUUGAGAAAGACCUGAAGGAAUUCCAGAAACUUCUGCGCCGCAGACACACUGUGGAUGACUGUCCUCCUAACCAAAAGAGUAAGCAAACGCAUCAGCAGCUGAGUCUGAAGGAAAACUGUUUACAAAUCCGAAGCUCACCAACAGAGACAAGAGAGGUUAUUUGUUGCGUGUACGUGAGCGCCGAUUCCUACCUGAGUAUCCACACACACCCCUCACUGGAAGCCCAUGAGAUGCUGAGGAUUGUGGGCCAGAAGAUGGACAGAGCGGAAGAAGACAUGGUGCUUGCUGUGGUGUCGCAAACUGGAGAGCGGCGGGUGUUGCAGCCCAGUGACUGUGUGUAUUCAGAGUCUCUGACUCCACAGGGGAAGCUCAUGGUCUGUCGCAGAGACCUCACUGAGAUAUUGCCUCCGUUAACAGACAGCGCUGAGCUAAGCAAGAGGCCAGUGCGACUCUUAGGUAUAAACACCUGGGAUGUGGCUGCUGCUCUCACACACCUGGACUGGGGCCUCUUCAAAUCCAUCCAUGAGCAGGAGCUGGUGUACUACACCCUCAGCCGUGCUCCUGGCACCGGCCACACGGCAGCACUCUCAGUCCUGCUGCAGCGCUGCAAUGAAGUCCAACAGUGGGUCAUGUCCGAGGUUCUCAUGUGUGUGUCGCUCAACAAGCGAGUGCAGCUGCUUAAGAAGUUCAUCAAGAUCGCUGCUCACUGUAAAGCCCAAAGAAAUCUGAACUCUGCAUUUGCCAUCAUUAUGGGUCUCAACACAGCAGCCGUCAGCCGACUCAACCAAACCUGGGAGAAAUGUCCGGGCAAGUUUAAGAAGCUUUUCUCUGAGCUGGAGCUCAUCACGGAUCCUUCUCUGAACCACAAAGCCUACAGGGAAGCCUUCAAGAGAAUGAAACCUCCUAAGAUCCCUUUCAUGCCUCUUCUUCUGAAAGAUAUCACCUUUAUUCAUGAGGGAAAUAAGACCUUCCAUGAUAACCUUGUCAACUUUGAGAAGCUGCAUAUGAUCGCAGACACAGUGAGAAUGAUUCGCCACUGCCAGAGCGACCAGCCGGGUAACGAGGUAAUCGGGGUUGACAGCGCGGAGGUGAGGGCAAGCGUUCACUACCUGCACAUCAUUGACAAUCAGCAGACGCUAUUCGAGCUGUCUCACAAACUGGAGCCACGCGCUUAACAGCACACACACACACACACACACACACACACACACACACACACACACACACACACACACACCCUGAUAGACACAAAGUCACAGGAGAAGUGUGAGCACCUAGUACAUGUGAUGUGUUGGACGCUUUGUGAAGCAACUUGUAACACACUCACAUAGACAGAGCAACAAAAUCACUCCACCAGCAGUGGUGCCAAAUGGACAAUGAGAAGGUGCCAUUUGUUCAGAAAAAACCCAUGAAGAGACAGAGCUGCCUGAUCUCUGGAUGCUGAAGGACACUGAAUAAGUGAAAACGGAUCUUUAAAGGCCGAACGCGCUGCUUUUGAACCGUCUUCUGGAAGACAUUCUGGUGAUCUGCCAAACUGAGACAAGAAGAAGUUGUAACUAGUUUGUACAGUAUCUAUUGGACUGAAUAUGCCCUUGUUUUGUUCCUGUGAUGAGCUUUUUAUUUAUGAGCCUUUUAAGCAGGUGGAAUGUUCCUUUAUUUCUGUCUCAAACAAGGACUCAACAGCCUCUUCAUCAUUUCAGUCACAAACGGACAGUUUUUUGUCAGAAGAGGAGUUACAACGUGAUGUCCAAAUCCUGCUUGAUCGAUGGUCUCGUAUGAUUUCACGCACAUAUCACAUCCCUGCCUUUUCACGCAUGUACAUCCAGGAUACACACCAGUUAUUUUGGUGUAUGUUGUUGAGCUUGUUUUUUUUUUUUUGGUUCUUGUGUGGUACCGUAUUAUGUAACACAAGCAGCAGCCUGUCCUGAAGUAGUACAAUACUUUAAUAUACCUAUGCUUUUCUUUGCUUUCUUUCUUUGACCUUUUUUUUUUCUUACUGAGCCUCAGUGGGUGACAAAAGGUGUUAACAUCGCAUUGUAUUUAUUGACCGACUGACGUUUUAAACACUCUAGUUUCUCUGAAUGUUCCAGAGCUCAAACACAGUUGAUGAAUAGUGAACAGCUUUGGGUUGUUUUUUGUAUUUCGAAGUCCUGGUUGACUUUUCGCAGAACACUCCAUGCACUCCUCUCUCUGAUGUUUUUGUGUGAAUAGAUGAUGGUAAUUUAACAUUGUAUAUAAUAUGGACCUAUACAUUUUUCAGUGCCAAAUGUCAUACUGUGUCCUGGUUCAUUGUUUGGAAAUCAGUGGGGUUUUUUUUUUACAUCAAGAGAUUCAAAUUUCCUUGAACAAACCCUGGAAAAGUCUGAUUUUCUCCCAAAUUAUAGAGCCAUUUUUCUUUGUUUUUUAUCCUUAAGAUUUAUUACAUGAAGUUAUCAUGAUGUCAAAGCACUGCGACUAUGAACUCUGUGAAGAAAUAGCUUUGUUUGACAUAGAUAUGGACAGAAUUAUGGAAGCACAAGGACACAGACUUCCUCAGUUAAAGUUAACACUGACAGAAUCUUGAGAGCUUUGGUUCAACCAUUAAGAUAAUUUAUUACUCAUAACUACGAUGUCCAGAUCAGCUGUUUUGGCCCCUGAUCCCGAUCCAAUUCUUUUUAAAUCGGAGUAUCCGCAGAUAUAGAGUCCAGAUCUGAUACUGGCCUAGAUGAUAACAGAGUGCACGCCAUUUUUUGUGUGUGUGUGCAAAAAGACUUAAGUAAGCAAAUUGACUAUGUUUUUGAUGGCAUGCAGUACAGCACACUUUAACCCAAGUGGAGGAAUCACUCCAGUGUGCAGUGAGGCACAGCAAUGACAUUGGACAAACGUCAGAGCUCCAAAUGUCUAACAGCAGUCACAUCAUGUUUUGAAUCACCUCAUUGGAUGUCACGAUCUUUGCUGUACAGCCCCGUGUCUGACACGUAACAUCGUGAUAGCAGGACGCACAAUGGAUCUAAAACUCUGCAAGACGACAAGGACCCACAUUCUCUUCCUACCAUCUCUUUCGCCUUUUUGCUCUCUCCAGGAUAUUUAUCCUUCAAACGUCCAGAGUUUAUUGCUUCGACGCAGCAGCCUUGUCCUCUGUUGCUUAGUGAACGCGCUGUAUUCUGCGGCUUGGUUAGUCUUUAGAUGUCGUAUCGUAUUGGUAGUAUUGAACACAGCUGAACUGCUACCGCCUCACAAAAUGAUAAUAUUGCAAGUGGCUGCUUUCUAGUUUGAAAUAUUUCCACACUGCCAACUUUUUAGCCAAGGGGUUGCUAAUGCUAAGUUUCUCAUGCGUUUGCAUUCUGCCAAAAAUUGUGCUCAGUUCAUGACAGCUGACGCAAAUGAUCGGGUUGAGAUGAACAGCUUAAAUUGCUGAUCACUGAUCACUUAAAAAAGGUGCAGAACGACUCUAAUGAACUGGUUGAGAUCAGGAUCAGGACAUCCCUACUCAUAAAAUUUGGGCCCUUCAACCACAUAUUGACAGGAACAUGUAUCCUUUCUGAACCACAUAGAUCCUCAGAUUCUGUUGUUUCCCUGUUGACAUGUAAAAUCAGAUAUUUGUUAUUCAAAUCCCAGCAGGACCAACCUGUCUUGUUUUGACUGAAUCAUGACUUUGGAUCUGUCUGGAGUCAUGCAGAGGUGUUAAAGAGAAUCACACAGGAAAUAUUAAGUAGAAAUAAAAAUGGUUACAAUACAGAGACAAGAACCCUUUCCUACAAAACCGCAAUUAUUUUAAAGAAUCUGACAAACCUUGUUUGUGUUUCUUAUUUUGUGCCUGCCUUGUAUCAGCAGUCCAUUUCUGCUGAGUCCAUCCACAGCUAGGAUUCCUUUAUGUUAUGCUUGCACCGUUGUGGGGUCGUUAUAAAACACGGAGGGUUUAGUGCAAUACUACAGGAAAGCUGUCGCUAGACAUGUUCAUCCUCAUUUCAACUCCGAGCCAAUCAGAGCUGCUAUCUCCUGCACAUUUUAACGAAUCAAACUGACAAGGGAGGACUAAGAUGUCUCAAACAUUUCAGUGCCAAAAGCAUAUUUGGUUGCUGACUAGAAAAUGAUCCAUGAUAAUUCAAAUGUGACUGAAUGACUUGUUAACAUUGUAUGUGUUAUGAGUUGUUAACAGGUUAUCUGUGAAUCAAUAACUCAAAUACGGACUCUUACCUGUUGUUGUCAUUUAGAACCAGUUUUGUGGUUAUAGUUGAAUAAAUUGAAAUACUAUUUGAACCACUUUACUAUUUGAUAUUUCUCUAAUGUAAAGUCUUUAUAUUGUCUUAUUGGGAGUGUUGCUUUAGAUUACACAUGUCAGUCUCAAUCGUUUCUUUCAGGAGUUAUCUUUAUCAAUAAAUACCACAUGACUCGUUCAUGGUUAUAAUGAUAUCAUUCAUGAGGAACCCUUGUUAGUGAUUCUGUGAAUGCAGGAGCUAUGGUUUGUUUAUGAAAAAAGGCCUUUAGUAGUCUUUGCUUACUACUAUCCUGUACAUGAUUCACACAUGCACAAACACAUUGUGUUCAAAGAGCAGAGUAACUGUGCUAUACUAGUUAUUUAUUGUAACAUAUUGUUUAUUUAUAUACUUUUAAGGUGACAAAUCUUCAUGUGCCAUGUUCAGGGGUUCAACAAUGUUGAAGUAGAGCAGAAAAGAUGUUUGUGGUUUAAAGCGAUCACGCUGGAAUGUACCGUAGGACUACUUGUUGUUAUGUUCAGUGGCCACACGGGGGCAGCAGAAGAGAAAGUCCAUGUGACUAUGCUCCCUCUGAAGACACCAGGAAACCAGCAGGAAGGUGUUUUAAGUGUUUUUUCUGCUGUUGUCAUGACUGUGUGAAGUUAGUUUCUUUUGAAUUAAAGCAAUGUUGAAACCUGUUUGCAUGUUAAAAGAAAACACAAUGAGGACACAUUGAAGGCUUUGUACUCUUGUAAUAUUGUUGAUGUGUAAAUAUAUGCCCAUGUUUGGUAUGUUGUUCUUAUUUAUCAGUUGUAAAUUAAGAAAAUAGUCAACCACAAAGCAAUACGUCUCCUCUUGUGUCCCCUUGAACCCUCUGACAGCUGAAGCCACACGUCUUUUCUAAAGCUGCAUUUUACUGUCAAAAUUUGACUGAAAUGAAUAAAAUUAUAGGUUUUAUGUGA